AGUAGUGACUUAAAUGAGACACAGAUCAAUGGAAGUUGAAAUUUAACUGCUGGCUGAGCAACGACCAGUCUUUUGCACAAGAGAAUUCUGGCAACACUAUCUUUUGUAGAAAGAAUAACAAAAAGGAUAACAUAUUUCUUAUAUAACCGAAACCAGGCUUGUUUGGACAUGGAAAUCCAUCUGCUUGCACUCAUGUGGAUCUGUCUCUGCGGAGAAGGACUGACUCAAUCAGAGAUACCUGACCAGAACGUACCGCUCGCUCCGACUGCAGGCCCCACAUUAGAGCCUCAUUUCCCUGAUGCAGCCAACACUGACGUCCCAAACAGAGCUUCGUCUGACGAGGAGACAGAGGAGGGAUGCGAAUCACUGGGCCACAGUCCUCAAUCUAAGGAGGCCUUAGCUAAAGCCAUUCUGAGACUGGGCAUGCGGGUCCUGGAGAACCUGAAGACGACCCCCGAGCAGCCCAAUGUGAUCGUGUCCCCUCUCAGCAUAUCCCUGGCUCUCUCCCAGCUGGCUCUGGGUUCGGUGAAUGAAACAGAGGAGCUUCUGAUGCGCCAUCUCCAUGACAACACGUUGGCGUGCUACCACCAGUCGCUACACAACCUUUUGGGCCAGCUGAAGGACAGCGACCUGCAACUGGCCACUCGUAUCUUCCUAAAACCAGGGUUUCAGCCAAGGUCAGAGUUUAUCCAGGAAUCUUUGCGAAUGUAUGACUCAGAGCCAGUGCCCUUGGAAAGUCUUAAAGAGGUCAACGAGUGGGUGGAGAAGGCCACAAAUGGCUUCAUGUCCGACUUCCUGUCCAGCCUACCGCCCAACCUAGUUCUUAUGCUCAUCAAUGCUGUACACUUUAAAGGCGAGUGGAAGAAUCGCUUUGAUUCACGCUUUACCUCAAGAGGAGUUUUUUACAUCGAUGAAAACCACAUUGUGGAUGUUGACAUGAUGGAAGGUGCCAAACACCCGCUGAGCCUUUUAAGUGACUAUGACCUGGAAGCUCAGGUGGCUCGGUUUCCAUUCAGGAACAUGAUGAGUCUGUUGGUGGUGUUGCCCACGUCUGGCCAUGUGAACAUGUCCACCCUGGCAGCCAAGCUGAACAUAUCUGACCUGUAUGAUCGCCUCCCUAAAGAGAGGGCUAUGCAAGUCAAACUCCCCAAGUUCAAACUGCAAUACACUCAGGAGUUACAGGAGACUCUGACUAGCAUGGGUCUAGGAGAGCUGUUUGUCGGUCCUAACCUGGCAGGGAUAUCAGAGGGCCCCCUGCUGGUGUCUAGUGUUCAUCACAGGACUAGCAUGGAGAUAAACGAGGAGGGAGCCGAGGCAGCCGCAGCCUCCUCCGUAGGCAUCUCACGCUCCAAUCCCUCUUUCAAUCUCAACCAGCCUUUCUUUUUCGCUCUAAUGGAUGACAUGACACAAGCGCCAAUCUUCCUGGGUGUCAUCACCAACCCCAAUCCGGAAGCGCCGGUGUUGCAAAGAGGAGGAUCUGGCAACAAGGAUAAAUUUGAGUAUCCUAUUGACAAGAAUCUUGGUGGACGCUCCUUUGGCGGCCCGCCUAAGUAGGAUGAAUCCUUUUUCUCUGUGGGCUGAGAGUGAGACUACAGUCGACCAUGAACUGAACUGCUGUCUGACAGAGUGUUCAGACAAGCCUCUCAGGAGCACAACAUCGUAACUGAAGAGGUUUAAGUCAACCGUUAUAGUGAGUUAUAGUGAACAGAAGAAGCAUGUCAAAGAUAAAUGGCAUCUUUUUUAUUUUUUAUGCCUUUUCCCCCUACUGAAUCCUGCUCUUGAUCAAUCCCUUAAAUGCGCAGGAAUAAGUUUGUAAAAGUUGGAUCCGUUUGCUCUCUAACAUUUUGAUGAGGAGGUAGUUGGUGUAAAAAAGUCAUAUUUCUACUGCUGUGACUUCUUGUCACAGAUUGAUUGUACAUAAAUCAGAUUGUUUGCAAAGUUUCUGGGUGAAUAAGUGACCAAAUAAAGAGGAGCAGCUA
Messenger RNA from Hypomesus transpacificus, 1979 nucleotides. RefSeq names its product serpin peptidase inhibitor, clade F (alpha-2 antiplasmin, pigment epithelium derived factor), member 2b (gene serpinf2b). Bases 169 to 1554 code for a protein of 461 amino acids. The transcript is spliced from 8 exons. Gene Ontology annotation, molecular function: serine-type endopeptidase inhibitor activity. The record is from RefSeq and is a predicted model, not a curated record. Gene Ontology annotation, biological process: negative regulation of endopeptidase activity. NCBI's taxonomy places the organism in Eukaryota, Metazoa, Chordata, Actinopteri, Osmeriformes, Osmeridae.